Molecule: messenger RNA, 336 nt
Organism: Ostertagia ostertagi
Lineage: Eukaryota; Metazoa; Nematoda; Chromadorea; Rhabditida; Trichostrongylidae
Source: the annotation of a GenBank genome assembly
GCCAUUGGCUUCGAGAUUUUAUUUCCAGUCGGUGGUUCAAUCCCUUACAUUUUCCAAUACUCGGAAAUACACCAUCGACGGAACGCCCAGGGCUUCUCACUGUUCGUUUGCCUGGCGUUAUGCAUUGCGAACAUCCUCAGGAUAUUGUUCUGGUUUGGCAAACGAUUCGACCUUGCGUUGUUAGCGCAAAGUGUAGUGAUGUUCAUUUGCAUGAUCUUAAUGUUGGAGAUCGCCGUCCGAAUGAACAAGAAGCACACACCAAAAUCUCAACAGAAGUCAUUAUUGAGUGGGUUGUUUUUACUUGAGAAAUCGAUAAUAAUUGCUGAAAUCAUGGAU